UGUAUAUAUUAUCUCUUAACGUGGCUGUAGUGUGCGCUUAAACAGGCGCAGAAAGUUAGUAGGGUGGGCCGCUCGCUUGCGUGGGCCGCUCGCUUGCCAACCAUGUUACACAUGGUGUAACAUUGUGAAGUUUGGCAGACGGCCCACUGAGAUCUAUUUCGGUAACUAUUCAGGCCAGAAGCUGACAAAGUGAUGCUCGAGCGGAACUGACGUGGAGGGAACACGAGGGCAGGUGCGGCUGAGGCAUUCGUUCGUAGAUGUGGCACAGCCCCACUACCUCGAGGCUGACAACCACCAUAACUGCAGACUUCGUAAAUUAUGAGACAAGACUUUGAGACUUACUUUUCAAUGCCAACUAUUGACUCUGGCUUUGCGCAACCAAGUAUCCCAAUCUACCACCAACCUGAAUAGCUUUGAUAGUAACCAUCAUUGCUAACACCAUGUCGCCAACUCUCCACCUCUACCACACACCAGGGUCUUGUUCGCUAGCCACUCAUAUCGCACUCCAAGCCUCCGGUCUUCCCUUCUCCACCACAAAUCUCAACGCUGCUCGUGGUUUCCCCGCUUCCCAUCUUCAUCUAAACCCUAAAGGCCGCGUUCCAAUCCUCGAGGUAGAUGGCGAGCUAAUCACCGAAACACCCGCCAUCCUCUCCGUAAUCGCUGCGCUAGUUCCAGAGAAAGGAUUACUGGGAAAAGGUCUGAUUGCGCAAGCGAGAGCACAAGAGUGGAUAAUAUGGCUUUGCGGGACGUUGCAUGGGCAAGCAUUUGGAUGCGUGUUUAGGCCGGGUCGGUUUGUCGGGGACGAAGCAAUGUUUGAUGCUAUACGAGCAAAAGGCCGUGAACAUGUUCGAGAGUGUUUCAAAUAUAUCGAGAAGAAUCUAGAAGGCAAGACUUGGGUGGUUGGUGAUAGUUUUACUGUCGUGGACGCGUAUCUCGUCGUCUUCUACCGUUGGGGCAAUAUGCUGAAGAUGGGUAUGAGGGAGACAUAUCCGAGCUAUACGAGGGCAGUCGAUGGCGUUGUCGCGCAGGAUGAUGUGAAACGAACAAUUGAGAGCGAGGCCAUUAGCGUACUGAAUGAGUAGUGUUUGUGAACAGUCAGUUUCAGUACCACCAAUAUCGGUAACCCUUAGUAUGAGUGUGUGAACGUUACCCCCAUCUCUAAGCAACACAUGUGCAUUUCUAUGACGUUUGUCUUUGAUUUUGUGAUCUUUUGUACUACCUACCAUCAUUCGUACUGUAUGCAGCUUGAAAUUUACCUCCUCUUAAAGCGGAAUAAACAAGCAUGCUAAUGCUUUCUGUUCCAUAUCUUAGCUAGAC
Messenger RNA from Alternaria alternata, 1317 nucleotides. RefSeq names its product glutathione S-transferase. Bases 441 to 1082 code for a protein of 213 amino acids. The record is from RefSeq and is a predicted model, not a curated record. Lineage: Eukaryota; Fungi; Ascomycota; Dothideomycetes; Pleosporales; Pleosporaceae. The transcript has a single exon.